CCACAAGAAGUUAUUUUCCUUUCUCAAACUGCCAUUGUCGCGACGUGUAUCUUUCAGUGAAUGCUCGUAGCUGUAGAGACAAUGGCUCGGAUCGGAGACUUCUAUUUUAUCUUGCUGCUAUCCGUCGCUACGCUUUCUACAGUAUCAGCCAGAAGGAAGAAAUUCCCUCCGAGCGGCUUCCAGCAAGAUCCCGAGAAGCACAAGCACCAACAGUAUGAGAAACUGGAAGCCCAUAAAUCUCGUCACGGACAACGGGGCGCCGCGAUCGUGCCAGCGACAUUUGACUCGCGGCGUGCUUGGCCUAACUGCACCAGUCUAUCGCUUAUCCGCGAUCAAGGUCACUGUGGAAACUGUUGGGCCGUCUCAGCCGCCAGCGUGAUUUCCGACAGAUUGUGCAUCGCGUCCGGCCAAACUGACCAAACGAUCAUUUCAGCCAGUCAGGUGGCGGGAUGUACGGAUACCUCGCGAACACCACAACAGAGAUGUGAAGCGGGAGGAGAUCCAGCCAACGCGUACGCGUUUGUUGCAUCGCGCGGGGUGUGUUCCGGCGGGAUGUACAACAGCAGCAGCGGAUGUAUACCGUAUUCCGUAUCACCCAAUGAAUCGGUGCCGCAGCAGUGCGAAACGCGCUGCACGAAUCUGAAUUUCGGGAAGACGAUUGACCAAGACCAGUUCACAAUCGACUCUUAUUGGACUAAUUACGCCCGCGGCAUAUUGAAUCAAUCCGGCAUUCUUGACCACAUGCGUAACAUGCAGGACGACAUUCUCCACAAUGGACCAAUCACAGCGGCCAUUUAUGUCUACGAAGAUUUUCAAACUUGGAAUGCUUCCAGAGGUCCGUAUUGUCUGCCGCCCGCAAACGCUACUCUACUUGGUGCACAUGCGGUGCGAAUCAUCGGAUGGGACCGAACAUUGCAAGGCGUAACAUACUGGCUGAUUUCCAACUCCUGGGGUGAAGAUGUGGGUGAUCAUGGAAUUUACUGGAUCGAAGCGGGAAAGAAUUGUUUAGGCAUCGAAAACUUCAUUUCGGCACCCAUCGCCAGACUACCCAGUUUGUGUACUACAAACAGUUUUUGCGACCGCGCUAUUAAUCAAGCCGUUCGGGUGUGGCAGAAAGAUCCAGCGUCCCCGGUUUUCCUCUUUCAAGAUAACUGUGUCCUCGCGGUUAACCUUAACGCAACCGAUGGCACAAUGUGGCCAAUUGGCAACGCUGAGCCAAUAGCCAAGGCGAUUAUCGGAGCGCCACCGGGUCCCAUUAACAAAUGGAUGUCGUAUAACAACCAAGUGAUUCUUAUAUCGUCCACCAAUGAUGCCGCCCUAGACUGGAAAACCAUUGAUUGGCCAAAAUCUCGCAAGACAACAUCGGUUGGCGGUGUUGCCGGUACCGGGAUCAUCGCGCAAACCUAUGCCGGCUCCAAUCUGUACACUUACUAUUCCGAUGCUCUGAAGCAUAUCUACCUGACGAAACAGAACGGAAAUUUCACCAUGGAAAUCGACAAUCGCAUUGACUAUCUACUGACCAGUGUCUUCCGUCAAGUGUACUCUUUCUUGGAUCUUAGCGGCAAACAGCUAAUGGUCUUCGGGACACCGGUAAACACAACAUCACCCGAGACGUUUGUCGGGACACUGGCUUAUCCCAACGCGAAUUUCACGACUUUCACCUGGAUGACUCCCAUAACACCGCUGAGGAAUUAUUUAAAAUGCAGUUAAUAACGCCAGUUUCUCAGAACACAAUUAUAAUCUGCAUUUUGAUUGCGUGUGCUUCUAUAGCUAGCCGUUAGCUUUACUGGAACUUCUUUUUAGCUAUUUUAAGCUAACCAUAGCGCAAUGUCCUUGCGCGGAAAUGUAUCACAUCCAAAAGGUCACCAAUUGGAAAAUUAUUGUACGGCGCUGUAUUUCCUUUGAUUGUAAUCAGAAACGGUAUCACCAGAUUA
This is a messenger RNA of Paramacrobiotus metropolitanus, 1934 nucleotides long. RefSeq lists its product as uncharacterized. Gene Ontology annotation, molecular function: cysteine-type endopeptidase activity. The record is from RefSeq and is a predicted model, not a curated record. Lineage: Eukaryota; Metazoa; Tardigrada; Eutardigrada; Parachela; Macrobiotidae. Gene Ontology annotation, cellular component: lysosome. The transcript is spliced from 10 exons. The coding region runs from base 61 to 1710 and encodes 549 amino acids.